CCGGAAGUCGGGGCCUGCCCGGCGGCCGUGGCUCGUGGGAGUGCUCGUUGCUCCGGAGUCGGGGCGCGGGGGUACCAGGGGCGUGCCCCGAUGCCGAGCCCACGGCUUCUGGUGCUCUUCGGCAGCCAGACAGGCACGGCCCAGGAUGUGUCGGACAGGCUGGGCCGCGAGGCCCGGCGCCGGCGGCUCGGCUGCCUGGUGCAGGCCCUGGACUCCUACCCGGUGGUGAGGGCUCCCUGGGCCUCGGCGGGGAGAGCGAACAGGCCCGGGGCCUCGACCGCCUGGCGCCGCGCCCUCUCUGCGGCAGAUUUAGGGGACGGGCGAGCUUGGGAACCGCGGCUCAGCUUAGCGCGUGGAGGAGGGGACAAGGUGGCCGGUGGGGCCUGGAAGAGAGAAGGCAGGCCGGCGCUCGUGGGCCAAGGAGACCCCCCUGACAACAUGAAGAACUUCUGGAGAUUCAUAUUCCGGAAGAACCUGCCAUCAACCUCCCUCUGUCAGAUGGACUUUGCUGUCCUGGGCCUUGGGGACUCCUCUUACGCCAAGUUCAAUUUUGUGGCCAAGAAGCUGCACCGACGGCUGCUGCAGCUUGGGGGCAGAGCCCUCCUGCCCGUGUGCCUGGGUGAUGACCAGCAUGAACUGGGGCCUGAUGCCGCUGUCGACCCCUGGCUGCACGACCUGUGGGAGAAGGUGCUGGGGCUGUACCCAGUGCCACUCCAUCUCGGCAUCAUCCCCCCAGGAGUCCCUUUGCCCUCCAAGUUCACCCUGCACUUCCUUCAGGAGGCCCCCAGCACGUGUUCUGAGGAGCAGCAUGUGACCAGGACAGACCCUCAGGGUCCCCCUUCAGAGCUGCAGCCCUUCCUUGCACCCAUGGUCACCAACCAGAGGGUCACCGGCCCCCUGCACUUCCAGGACGUUCGGCUGAUUGAGUUUGAUAUCACAGGCUCUGGGCUCAGCUUUGCGGCUGGUGAUGUGGUGCUGAUCCAGCCCGAGAAUGCGGCCGGCCACGUCCAGCAGUUCUGCCAGGUGCUGGGCCUGGACCCCGACCAGUACUUCACGUUGCAGCCGCAGGAGCCAGGUGUCCCCCGCCCCGCGCGGCUGCCCCAGCCCUGCUCCGUGCGGCACCUCGUGUCACGGUACCUGGACAUCGCCAGCGUGCCACGCCGCUCCUUCUUUGAGCUCCUGGCCUGUCUCUCCCCCCACGAGCUGGAGCGAGAGAAGCUGCUGGAGUUCAGCUCUGCCCAAGGCCAGGAGGAGCUGUGCGAGUACUGCAGCCGGCCCCGCAGGACCAUCCUGGAGGUGCUGGGUGACUUCCCACACACAGCUGGAGCCAUCCCCCCAGACUACCUGUUGGACCUCAUCCCCCUGAUGCGGCCACGGGCCUUCUCCAUCGCCUCCUCCUUGCUGGCUCACCCCUCAAGGCUGCAGAUCCUCGUGGCUGUAGUGCAAUACCAGACACGCCUCAAGGAGCCCCGCCGGGGCCUCUGCUCCUCCUGGCUCGCAUCCCUGGACCCUAGACAAGGACCUGUCCAGGUGCCCCUAUGGGUGCGGCCUGGGGGCCUGACCUUCCCAGAGACACUGGACACGCCCGUGAUCAUGGUGGGGCCUGGCACUGGUGUGGCCCCCUUCCGAGCAGCUCUCCAGGAGCGUGUGGCCCAGGGUCAGACUGGAAACUUCUUGUUUUUUGGCUGCCGCCGGCGAGACCAGGACUUCUACUGGGAGCCAGAGUGGAAGGAGCUGGAGAAGAGGGGCUGCCUGACCCUGGUCACGGCAUUCUCCCGGGAGCAGGAGCAGAAGGUGUACGUGCAGCACCGGCUCCGGGAGUUCGGGCCACUGGUGUGGGAGCUGCUGGACCGCCAGGGCGCCUACUUCUACCUGGCAGGCAACGCCAAGUACAUGCCGGCAGAUGUGUCAGAAGCCCUGACAUCCAUCUUUCAGGAGGAGGGCGGGCUCUCCGGCCCUGAAGCGGCCGCCUACCUUGCCAGGCUGCAGCGGACACUGCGUUUCCAGACUGAAACGUGGGCCUGAGGAGCCAUCCUGCUGGCUGUAGCACUCUGACCACUGCCCUCUGGGGGCCAUCGUCUCCUCCCGCCCUGUGGGAGGUCAUCCCAGGUGGUCCCCCUGCGCAGCUGCACUCCAGUCCACCCGGGGUCCCACACUCAGCCUGGACACCGUUGUCCAUCCACCACCCCACCCCACUCGCCUGGCUUUGAAUCCACCUCCUCAUCCAGGGUUCCAGGGUAUUGCUGGCUUUUCUCCACUGGCCCCGACUUGGGUCCCGGUCAGUGUGCUGCCCUGGGUUUCACAGGACCCGGGAAGGCACCAGCAGCCUGAUGGGCAUCAGGGGGCCUCCCCAGAUGCCAGCUUCCAGACAGCAUAGGAAUCUGGGGUACGGGGGGCCUAGUGAGCCCUCUGAUGUGGUGCAGGGUCCCUGGGAAGGCCAAAUGCCCCCUCCUCUGCCCUGGGGCACAGUGGGUUCCCAGUCACUUUCUGCCACAUCUCCACGCCACACCACAAAGUCCCUGGUGCCGUCUCAGGGCCCCACAGGGCUCAGGCUGGGGCUUGAAGACAGCGUGGACGCCGAGCAGCAGGAAGCAGCCCCAGCCAGCACCCUUUCCUCACCUGGUUCUGAGAAAGCCUUGGCAAUAAAUUAUGGGCUCUGGGUGGCUGCUUCUGA
Molecule: messenger RNA, 2674 nt
Organism: Diceros bicornis minor
Lineage: Eukaryota; Metazoa; Chordata; Mammalia; Perissodactyla; Rhinocerotidae
Gene: NDOR1
Product: NADPH dependent diflavin oxidoreductase 1
Exons: 14
Coding region: 91-2025 (644 amino acids)
Cellular component (GO): cytosol
Molecular function (GO): FMN binding; flavin adenine dinucleotide binding; NADPH-hemoprotein reductase activity
Source: RefSeq, a predicted model, not a curated record